Anarrhichthys ocellatus (wolf-eel) is the source of this 3407-nucleotide messenger RNA. Its product is annotated as UDP-glucuronosyltransferase. The transcript has 5 exons. Lineage: Eukaryota; Metazoa; Chordata; Actinopteri; Perciformes; Anarhichadidae. Bases 108 to 1691 code for a protein of 527 amino acids. Gene Ontology annotation, molecular function: UDP-glycosyltransferase activity. The record is from RefSeq and is a predicted model, not a curated record.
CUGUGGAACUUGAACACACACAGACACACACACAUAAAGCUAUACCUCUUAACAACAGCUGCCACUAGCUCUUACAACAAGCAGGCUUGCACAACAGAAAGGAGGCAAUGAGCAGCGGGGAGUGGUUUCCUGCACUGGGGCUGGUGGCCUGGCUGUGCUGCCUCAGUCUGGGUCCCGUUCAAGGGGGGAAGGUGCUGGUUAUGCCUGUGGAUGGGAGUCACUGGCUUAGCAUGAAGAUACUGGUGAAGGAGCUUAGCCAAAGGGGCCAUGAGGCUGUUGUGCUGGUGCCUGAAACCAGCCUGUUGAUCCAAGGCUCAGAGAGCUACAAGACUGAGAUCUACCAAGUGUCCUACACCAAAGCUGAACUGGCUGCAAUAUUGGACCAGCUGCAGGAGGGAGUUUUCCUCAAGCCACCAGAAAUCACAGAUAUGUUUAUCGACAUAGAGCGUUUGAUUAACUUUACAUCGAUGCAGGUGAAAGGCUGCGAGAGUUUGCUGAACAACCAGCCUCUAAUGAGUCAACUGAAGGGAGGGGGCUUCGAUCUUGUGCUUACAGACCCCUUCCUUCCCUGCGGCUCCAUCCUGGCUCACAUCUUUUCCAUUCCAGCGGUUUAUUUCCUGAGUGGACUUCCAUGUGAGCUGGAUACAAAGGCUAACCAGUGCCCCUCUCCUCCUUCCUACGUUCCUGUGCCUUUCACUGGUAAUACAGACAUCAUGACCUUCCCACAGAGAGUCAAAAACAUGAUGAUGUCCAUUUUGGAGUCCUACUUGUGCAAAAUAAUGUAUUACGACUUUGAUGAACUGGUCAGCAGGUACCUCGGAGACAACCUGACCUACAAGGACAUUAUUAGUAAUGGCGCGAUCUGGCUUCUUAGAUAUGACUUUACUUUUCAAUGGCCCAAACCUGUCUUGCCAAACAUGGUUUUUAUUGGAGGGAUCAAUUGUGGACAGAAAGCUCCUCUGCCAGCGGACUUGGAGGAGUUUGUGAAUGGUUCAGGAGACGACGGCUUUAUCGUCUUUACCCUGGGCUCUAUGGUGUCCAACAUGCCCAAGCCGAAGGCUAAACAGUUCAUUGAUGCCUUUCGGCAAAUUCCUCAAAGGGUUGUUUGGAGAUACACCGGAGUCUUAUCAGAAGAUGUACCCAAGAACGUGAGACUUAUGAAGUGGUUACCUCAGAAUGAUCUCCUAGCCCAUCCCAAAGCCAAAGUCUUCAUCACUCACGGAGGUACCCAUGGUAUCUAUGAGAGUAUCUGCAAUGCUGUACCCAUGUUGAUGUUUCCACUGUUCGGGGACCAGGGGGACAACGUAAAUCAGAUGGUGUCCCGAGGUGUUGCAGAGAAACUCACAAUGUAUGAUAUGACCACUGAAACCCUAUUGGCUGCACUUAAUAGAAUCAUCCAUGACAAAAGUUACAAAGAGAAGAUAGAGACCCUGUCUCAGAUACACCUGGACCGUCCUGUUGAGCCUUUGGACCUGGCUGUCUUCUGGACCGAGUUCGUCAUAAGACACAAAGGAGCUGCACAUUUAAGGAUAGCUGCACAUGACUUACACUGGAUUCAGUACCACAGCCUGGAUGUCUUCGGCUUGUUUUUCAUAAUUCUGGUCACUGUUCUGUGGGUGACAGUCAAAUGCUGCAUGCUCUGCACCCGCAUGUGUUUCAGAAAGGGGACGCCAAAGAGAAAGCGAGACUAACAUUUGUUCUAUAAGUUCUGUAAUGAAAUAAAAAGAGGUUGAAAAAGCAUGGUGCAGGGUGUGUGUGUGUGUGUGUGUGUGUGUGUGUGUGUGUGUGUGUGUGGGCGGUGUAAUUGUUUUGAUGAUUUUAUCUGUAAUACUUUUUUAUAACAGGCUACACAAAAAAAAUCUAUUUUGGAAAAACUACACUUUAGACUAUUGUGAUUUUGGGAAAUUUGAAUAAAGUUGAGUUAAAUAGACACUACUUUACUUUGGAGUUUCUCCACCAGUUGGACUGUCCAGCACUGUGGUUGUGGGGUAAAUGGUUUUACAGGCUGCAGGAGUUAACUUUGGUUAUUGAGUGGGUGGAAUAAUUUACUGACAUAUCGCUAACAACAGCAGCUAAUAGCUUAAUUCGUACAUUGCUUUGCUGAAUUAGCCUGCUAGCAAGCUAACAACGCGCAGAAUAUGGGGCUUGACAAUUAUUCACAUAAAGAGGUUUGUUAAAACUACACUGGCUGGCCAAGUGUGCUUACGUAUGUGACGUAUGUGCAUCAUACGUCAUCUAAAAGCCAAUUAUCUUACCGUAUAAAAAUUGUUUAUUUCAUUAACAUGAAUGUAAAUGUCUUAUCUCCACACUCACUCCACCUUUUUGACGCAGGUGUGGAUGUAUUGUAGCUUCUGCCUAGAGAAGCAAAAAGUAACUUUCAAAGUGAGCAGAAUCUGCAGUCUGUGAGCCAGGGAGAAAUUAUGUGUCAUCUUGUAUUCUAACCGAGUUUUAUUUCAUUUACCUGUUCUCCAUCAGAGAGUGGUGUUUGUUGUCCGAAACAAGAAGAAUCUCCCCAUUAAACCUACUUUCAGAAUGCAUUCAGAGGCAAAAAUAAGUGUUUCCCGGAGAUUGUCAUCACACAUCAUGAAACAAAACUGUUUAAAGUCAGCUUUGAUAUUCAUGGCUCUAUUGGAGCAAAAUAUGUAAGAUAAAGAUACCAUACAUAAAUUGUGAAAUUUGGCCUGAGGGUGUCAUUUUAGGUGAAUCUCCUUUUGCUGGAAAAUAUAAUAAAAUCUGUGACUUCUACUUGUUACACGGUACAGGUACACCAGACACUUCACUAUUGCCACUUUCAAUUUUAACAUCUUAAUUCUUUAUUAUUUUUGCUAAAAUAUCUAAGCACUAAAAAUAGGCAACCCAAAUGGUUGCUGAAGGUCUGUGCAUGAAGUACAAUUAAUUUGGCAUUGUUCAUGAUGCAUAAUGAACAAUGUCAGUUUAGGGGUAUUGCCUAAUAUUAUUUUACUUGUGUUAAUGCAAAUAUAUUCUGCUACGUGAACAGAGAAUCUUGCCUGAAAAUAAAUCAAUUUAUCAUGAGAGCUAAAUUGAAUGAACAAUCAAAUUUAUUAAUAAUGAACAUACUAUAUAAAUGUUAUUAGGUCAUAUUUCUGAAACUUUCCCUCAACUGAUCGUGAAGAUAUUCACCAAUGGGCUCAAACACUGAGAUUAUCUGUAUGUAAUUAUUCAUUUUAUUAUCAAUUUAUUUAUUUCAUUAAAUAAAGGCUUCUCAAACUAUUUGGGUGAAUGUUUCAGGCUAUAUUGUUGAGACUUGUGAUGAGUCUGACUGAUUUUUGACUUUAUUGCUGGCUCUGUUGUCAUGACAAGCAAUCCCAUGUAAAAUCCUUCAAGUGUAUUUACUGUUUGCACUUUUAACUACUCUACAUAAAAUAAAAUACAUGAAUAAAUGAAAA